ACCCUUCACUCUGCUUCUGCUUCUGCUUCUGCUUCUGACUUCAGACAACACACACUAAUACGCGAGCGUAGAGAGUGAGAGAGAGAUGGGAAGCGAUAGCGAAGCAGAGAAGUCACAGAAGCAAGAGAAGGACAGGAAGAAGGUAGUGGCUUUGGCUCCGAUCGCCAAACCCCUUGCUGGGAAGAAGCUCUGUAAGAGGACUCUUAAGCUUGUCCGCAAAGCCGCUGAACAGAAAUGCGUGAAGAGAGGAGUUAAGGAAGUGGUCAAAAGUAUACGACGGGGCAAUAAAGGAAUAUGUGUUAUUGCUGGCAACAUAUCUCCUAUUGACGUUAUCACGCAUGUACCAAUAUUAUGUGAAGAGGCUGAUAUCCCAUACAUAUACGUCCCCUCGAAAGAAGACCUUGCAAACGCUGGAGCCACCAAGAGACCAACAUGCUGUGUACUGGUGAUGACCAAGCCUACAAAGGGAGAACUUGGCCAGGAGGAGCAAGAAAAAUUAAAGGCAGACUACGACCAGGUGGCAUCAGAUGUGAAUGAACUUGCUUCCUCUCUUUUCUGAUGGAAAGUAACCAAGUCCUUGUACUGCCUCAAAGCCACUUCAUUUAGGCCCCUUUUAUGCCCCAUGUUCUUUGUCUUUACAACAUUCUGAACAGGCAGAUGCCAUCAACAGUAGUAAUAUCAUAUUAUCAUGAACUUGGAAGAUAUUCCAGACUUGUACAAGCUCUGACCUCCAAUUCUCAAAACUCAUUAAUUCUGAUU
This is a messenger RNA of Tripterygium wilfordii, 759 nucleotides long. Its product is annotated as H/ACA ribonucleoprotein complex subunit 2-like protein. The record is from RefSeq and is a predicted model, not a curated record. Gene Ontology annotation, cellular component: nucleolus; box H/ACA snoRNP complex. The transcript is spliced from 4 exons. Bases 86 to 559 code for a protein of 157 amino acids. Gene Ontology annotation, biological process: rRNA pseudouridine synthesis; snRNA pseudouridine synthesis. Lineage: Eukaryota; Viridiplantae; Streptophyta; Magnoliopsida; Celastrales; Celastraceae. Gene Ontology annotation, molecular function: box H/ACA snoRNA binding.